Cicer arietinum (chickpea) is the source of this 1918-nucleotide messenger RNA. Its product is annotated as cytochrome P450 CYP82D47-like. Gene Ontology annotation, molecular function: oxidoreductase activity, acting on paired donors, with incorporation or reduction of molecular oxygen; heme binding; monooxygenase activity. NCBI's taxonomy places the organism in Eukaryota, Viridiplantae, Streptophyta, Magnoliopsida, Fabales, Fabaceae. The record is from RefSeq and is a predicted model, not a curated record.
AAGCAAUAUAUUAAAUGAGCCUUAAGAAACGUGGAAUCUCUGUAAGACGUUAGUCUAUUCAAUAUAGUAGUAAUUAACCAACAAACGAGGAAUGGCGGUUAAGAAUGAAUUGUGGUAUUUUUGGGUGGUUGAUUUCUAAUAAAAUGAGAGAAGUCAAGAACUCCCAAUCAGCACAAUGGAUAUGAAUAAUAUACCUUCACUUCCAGGCGUGGUUGCGGUUACAAUAUGCGCCACGUUGUUGUUUAUCUUCAUUCUCUUCCGUCUACGGAGAAGCAACAGUCAUGGUGUAGCUACAAAGACACCACCACCCGAAGCAGGCGGUGCUUGGCCAUUGAUCGGCCACCUCCAUCUAUUAAGUGUGUCCCAACCACCUCACGUCACCUUGGGAAACAUGGCCGAAAAAUACGGACCCAUCUUCACCGUACGUUUGGGUGUUCACAAAACUUUAGUUGUGAGCAGUUCGGAAAUAGCCAAACAGUGCUUCACCGUAAACGACGGAGCACUUGCUUCUCGUCCCAAUUCUGUAGCCUUUGAAAUUUUAGGCUAUAACUAUGCGAUGUUUGGUUUCAGUCCUUACGGUUCCUAUUGGCGCACAAUGCGCAAGAUAGCCACAGUCCACGUUCUCUCCGCCCAACAAAUAGAUAAGCUGAAGCACGUGAUGGAAUCAGAAGUGAAAGAGGCGGUGAAGAACAGUUACUCAUUUUGGUUAAAGUUGAAGAACGAGGGUAAUUCUGAAAGGGCAAUUACGGAAAUGAAAAAAUGGUUUGGGAACAUAGCGUUAAACGUUAUGUUUAAAACGGUGAUGGGAAAACGUUUUGACGGUGAUGAAGAAGAGAAUCAACGGAUUAGAAAAGCACUAAGGGAUUUCUUCGAUCUGCACGGUUCGUUUGUUAUUUCUGAUACGAUGCCGUUUUUGAGAUGGUUGGAUUUGGAUGGAAGAGAAAAGGAAAUGAAGAAAACGGCGAAAGAGUUAGAUGAAUUUGUUAGCGUUUGGCUUGAUCAACACAAACGCAACAAGAAUCCUAGUGGCGAACAGGACUUCAUGGACGUGCUUCUUUCCGCCGUUGAUGAUAAAGAUUUAGAUGGUCGCGAUGCAGACACCGCAAUCAAAGCUACUUGUCUGGCAUUGAUUCUAGCAGGUACAGACCCCGCAACAGGAACAUUGACUUGGACUUUAUCUUUACUUCUUAACAACCAGGAAGUCCUAAACAAAGCCAUUCAAGAAUUAGAUACACAAAUUGGUAAAGAAAAUAUGACAAAGGAAUCAGAUUUGACAAAAUUGGAGUAUCUCCAAGCCAUUGUCAAGGAAACAUUGCGUUUGUAUCCACCUUCACCACUUAAUAUACCUCAUGAGUCCAUUGAAGAUUGUACCAUCGGUGGAUACCAUGUGCCUGCUGGCACACGUCUCCUGACGAACAUUUCAAAACUCCAACGAGAUCCUAUCUUAUAUUUUGAUCCAUUGGAAUUUCGACCAGAGAGAUUCCUCACAACACACAAAGAUAUUGAUGUCAAGGGACAACAUUUUGAAUUGAUUCCAUUUGGUGCGGGCAGAAGAAUAUGUCCUGGAAUCUCAUUCGGUCUUGAAUUAAUGCAAAUAACGCUUGCUAAUUUGUUGCAAGGGUUUGACAUAAUGACUCCAAAUGGAGAAUCAAUUGAUAUGGUUGAACAAAGCGGUCUCACAAACAUCAAAUCUUCUCCGCUCCAAGUUAUUCUCACUCCUCGCCUGUCUUCCCAAGUUUAUGAUCACAACUUUAUGUGUAAAAUUGAUAAAAAGUGAUAUUCAUUUUAGAAUGGAUGAAAUAAUAAUAUGAACAAUAAGUUGUGUGUUGAACCAUUACAAAUAAACUAAAUAGCUAUUUAGAUGUUGUCUUUAUUUUUGAAAAAAUGAAUCAGUACCAUAUCUGGUCAUAUAACUCAA